Neurospora tetrasperma FGSC 2508 is the source of this 407-nucleotide messenger RNA. RefSeq lists its product as uncharacterized. The transcript has a single exon. NCBI's taxonomy places the organism in Eukaryota, Fungi, Ascomycota, Sordariomycetes, Sordariales, Sordariaceae. The record is from RefSeq and is a predicted model, not a curated record. The coding region runs from base 190 to 375 and encodes 61 amino acids.
GCGGUGGAUCCAGGAGAUGCCGUUGGAUAGUUAUUGGAUACCUACACUACUAAACUGACCUAAUACUUGCGUGGCAACUCUGAAAUUCAUGGCUGUCUCCUCCAAACUCUUUCUUUUUUCCCUUAACAUCUAUAUUCAAUCUUUUCUUGUUGUUCGCUUUGCAUUACUCAUGGGGAAGGAUGGGGAAGCAUGGUAAAAUGGAUUGAGGCGGUACGGCUGACGGCGGGUCGGGAAUUUGUCGAGAUAUGGUAUUUCCCGAAAAAACUGGAGCAGUCAGUGAGAGUGAGAUUGGUAGAAGCUACCUGUUGUUCACUCACCGACCUUGACAGCGAGGCUCUCCAAACGAGCGGGUGUAGUAAUUUACCAGUAGUAUAGUGCUACAAAUAAUCGAAUUAAGAAUAAAGUAC